UUUCUGGGUAAGAGGCAUGAAACGGUGACGUCUCGUGGUUUAAUAUUCAGAAGUCGCCGCUCUUUCCUCUCUCUCUCUCUCGUUUCUCUCUCUUCUCCCAAAAAUUCUCUCUCCAUCUCUGUCUCUCUGUAACUUUCUAUACAGCUUUGAUUUCGUUUCCUUUACUUGGAAACCACACGCAGAGGGCUUCAUUGCGAAUUCAUGGAAGCAAUGUACAGACGAUGAGUUUUCUCAAGGUUGGUGGAUUCAAUGCCAGAGGAUAUCUACGAUAGAACUGUAUUUUCAAAAUUUUCUUCUCAUAUAGAGAUUGGGAAGGAUGACAGUGCAGUUGUUCAAAAAGAUGAGGGACAUGAGGAUAAUCAAUCCACGUAUACAACGAGCCUGAUCCUUAACUUCUAAUAAGUUCGUGCAUAUUUAUGCGUUUUCAGUGACGGAUUGAAAGACUAAAUUAAUAGUUUAUUGAAAAAUGGCCAUUGCUGGUCUACAUAAUGUCUCUGUUCUUGAUUCUUCAUUUAUUAGAGACUCUCAAUCUCAGGCAUCAAGGCAGUUAGGAAAUGAAAGUAGCAUAAGCACCCGGGCAUCCUCUCUUCUACGGAUAUGGAGAGGACUUGAGGAUGAUCAAGUGGUGAGAGGCACGCAAGAGAGGGUUAGUCAAAGAUCUACUGAUCUCUCAAGAACAGAUGCACCUGAAGGGCAAAGUACUGAACGGGGGGAUGAUUCUGAGAAUAUGGGGAUGAAUAUUAAUGAGACUGAUAUCGACACAUGGUCUGAUGUUCAAACUGCUUCACAAAAUGAAGAUGAGGACUCUGGAAAUUUUAAUGAUGAGAAUUCUUGUGAAUUUGGAGUAGUUCAGAGGGAGAGAGUUAGGCAAAUUUUUAGAGAAUGGAUGAACAGUGGCGUGGGGGAACAUACACCUAAUGUUUCCCAAACGAAUAAUGGCUCAAGGGCAGAGUGGCUUGGUGAAACCGAACAGGAGAGGGUGCGGAUGAUAAGGGAGUGGGUGCAAAAGAAUAGCCAGCAGAGAGGCGCUCAUGGUGGAAAUGGGGAAGUCCAAACUGCCGAGAUUGGUGCUCAAAUUGCACAAAUUUGUGAUGGAUUGGUCGGAAAUCAGAAUGAAGGCCGGAUCCAGCGUACUCGGAGAGGUAUUCGCAGGUUAUGUGGCAGACAAGCUCUCCUUGAUAUGGUUAAGAAGGCUGAGAGAGAAAGACAAAGAGAAAUUCAAGUAUUAUUAGAGCAUCAAGCUGUAUCAGGCUUUGCUCAUCGCAAUCGCAUUCAGUCAUUGCUCAAAAGUAGAUUCUUACGAAAUGAUAGAUUGACUGCGAACGCGAGAUCUGUAUCUGUUGCAGAAUCCGAAUUAGGUCUUUUAAGGCAAAGACAUACAGUCUCUGGUUUGAGUAGGGAAGGAUUCUUCUCCAGAUUGGACAGUUCUGUUCAAGAUCAAUCAAGUAGCCGGCAUUCUGACACCACCUAUAACAGUGAUGAUGGUGACUCUCUAACCGAGCUGAAUCAUACAAGGAGUUUUGAGGUCCUAGAUGAUCUUCAUGAGCAUUCUGGGCUCAAUAACGUGGAAAGUCAUAACGAAGGCUCUUAUAGCAAUGUUCCGACUGAUGGUAGAUCUGAUUUAGAGGGAAGUACUGCUGAAGGUAGGGAAGAAUCUGUUCAUAUGGUAGAAACUUCACAAGAACAGGUUGCUGAGAGUGGUUUAGCCGGGCAAAUGGUGGGUGUCGACUUUAUGGAGACGAGAGAUGAUUCUGGACAAAGUAUGAGAAGAAUUUUGCAAGAAACUGCCGCAAAUAUUUUAUACCGUGAAAUUCCACAAGUGGAUGCUGAGGAUCAUUCUAAUGUACCAGAUGUUGAACCUUCCAUUCAACAUGCUUACACUCAUGAAAAUGUUGAUAUUGGAUUAUUAUUAGCUCAUUCAGGAAGUUUUCAAGACGAUCUUGAAAAUAUAGACCCACGGGAAUCUACUUCUCACGAGGAACUGAGUGAGGAACUAGGGAUGGGAGGUGAGCCAAAUGAUCGGCAAGACUUUGUUUUUCAACAUAAUGGGUGGGAAAAUAGUACUGAAGAAGAUAUAAAUGAAACUCAGUUGGAAAGCAUUGCUACCACUUGGUCUGGAGAAUUCUUGAGUACGGCAUAUAGAGGAGAUAUUCAUCUGCAAAAUGCCCCUGAAGCUACGUCCAGCCGAAGGUUGGAGACCUUUUAUUUUCCUGAAGAUGAUAACGUGCAUAGUGGGGAAAUCAGAGAACUUUUAAACAGGAGAAGUGUUUCUACUCUUCUCAGCAGUGGUUUCCGGGAAAGUCUUGACCAGUUGAUACAAUCUUACAUAGAUAGGCAAGGUCAGAGUACCAGUAACAGGGAUCUUGACGAGAUGUUGCCCCCUUACACAUCUGCAGAACAAGAGCAAGAGCAUGACAGGCAGAGUGAAGGUCAAGCAGCCUCUGUUGAGAGUCGUUCACCUGCUUUGCCACUGCCACCUACAUUGCCCUCUCGGCAACUUUGGGAUCAUGAGUUGAGUAAUGAUAGCUGGUCACGGGGUGAUUUCCGUCAGCAAUUUGGAGCUGAUUGGGAAAUCGUUAACGAUUUGAGGAUUGACAUGUCUAGGCUGCAACAGAGAAUGAGCAACCUACAGAGAAUGUUGGAGGCAUGCAUGGAUAUGCAACUCGAGCUGCAGCGCUCAAUUAAGCAAGAAGUUUCUUCUGCAUUGAACCGAGCAGCUGGUUCAGAAGAUAUUUUCGAAGACAGUUUGCCAGAUGAUGAACCCAAAUGGGACCGAGUAAGGAAAGGAAUUUGUUGCAUGUGCUGCAAUAACCAUAUUGAUGCUUUGUUGUACAGAUGUGGCCACAUGUGCACAUGUUCAAAAUGUGCUAAUGAGUUGGUGGAGGGAAGAGGAAAGUGUCCGAUGUGUCGUGCGCCCAUUCUAGAGGUGAUUCGCGCUUACUCCCUAUGACGACUUAGAUGACAAUAAAGAAGAAUGAGAUUACAAGAGAUUAUUCAUCUUCAUCCUCUUGUUCCAUCCAGGUGCCUGCCCUUAUUGAUUCUUCUCAUCCUGAUUUCUAUACAUAUAAAGAUCAUUGUAUGGUGAUGGACGAUUGAAAUAAUAUAGUAAUCUCUAUUAUUGAUUAAUCUGACCAGAAUAAAUAUGUUGAUGAGUGGAUUCAGAAACCUUAUUUUGGGGAAAUUUUGAGAAUUUAGGAGUGCUUCUAAUUUGUCAUUUCCAUUGUUCAAACUUGAUGAAGCUUACUUUUCUGACUCCACACCCAAGACAGACUCCACAAGAGAGAGCCUCCUUUUUCUUCUUUUCUCUUCUUCCUGAAGAGUUGUGAAUAUAUAUUUCCUUCAAGGAAAAAAAAACGACUGAUUGUAACUGAGAGAUUGGAAAAUUUGUCCUCUAAACAAGCUAGAGUUAUUCAUCUUUAUGCCGUGUGUUUUAAUGAUGGGAGGCUUUUGCACGAUUAUCUUGUAAAUGAAAGCUCAGGUCUGCCUGAUACAUGGGGCCUAGUUUGCAAAUUUAGGUAUAGAUUUUUUCUUUUUAUUGGGUGUUUAGCUGUGGGUUAGUGUUGUGAAAUUAAGUUUGUGUUUGGUAUGUAAAUUUGCUUAUCUUGUUGAUCUUAUGAGCUAUACAAAUCCAUGAUCAAUUGGAAA
Molecule: messenger RNA, 3645 nt
Organism: Momordica charantia (bitter melon)
Lineage: Eukaryota; Viridiplantae; Streptophyta; Magnoliopsida; Cucurbitales; Cucurbitaceae
Product: Ring/U-Box superfamily protein
Source: RefSeq, a predicted model, not a curated record